AAACAAGAUGGCGCUAUUACAUGGUCUUUAAAUUGUCUAACACGUGCGCUGUGUUUUUAUUUUGUAUUGUUAAUGUUUAUUUCAUAAUUUUCUUUAAUUAAAUUAAAUUAAAUAGUUUAUAUAUAUUUUAAUCAAUUAUUCAAAUUUUUAAAUUCUAAAUAGAAAAAUGCCGGUGGAUCAGAAAAGAAUUAACGGACCAGAAAUAUCAAUUCCUUACAGUGUUUAUAUUGACAGAAGUGUCAAAGACAAAUCGCAAGAAAAUUCUUUGAAAAAGAGAGAAGAUGGAAGAGAAUUUAAUGAACUUAGAAAAAUGUUUGUCAAAGUUGGAAUUGUGAGCCAAGCAAAAGGAUCUGCUUAUAUUGAAAUGGGUCGAACGAAAGUAAUAUGUUCAGUAUUUGAUCCACGAGAAAUUCCUAAUAAGAGUAAUUACACCCACCAAGGAGAAUUAUUUUGUGAAUUUAAAUUUGCAACUUUUUCCACGUCGAAAAGAAAGAUUCAUCAGCAAGAUUCUGAAGAAAAAGAAUAUAGUUGCGUUAUGCAGAGGGCAUUAGAACCUGCAGUGUGUCGUAGCGAAUUUCCUAAUUUUCAAGUGGAUAUUUAUGCCCUUGUUCUCGAAAAUGGUGGAUCAGCUUUAGCUGCUGCUAUCAUGGCUGCAAGUUUAGCUUUAUCUAAUGCUAAUGUUCCGAUGUUUGGUCUUGUAACAGCAGUUACAAUGGGAAUUCGUGACAAAAUUGUUUUCCUUGAUCCAACAUCAGAAGAAGAAACAAUGUUUUUAUCGAUAUCGAGAGACGAAAUAAAAGAAGAAAAAAAUCACGGUCUCAUAGUGCAAGCAUCGAUGACACAACAUUCACAAAUCACCGAAUUCUUCUUUACCGGAAGUUUAGACUUGGAAUCAAUGAAAUCUCAAACAGAAAAACUGAAUGAAGCGGAAGAACAAAUAUUUCCAAUAAUGCAACAAUCUUUGAUUAAAUCUGUGUCAAAAUCAUUAAAAAAGAACGAAGAAUCAAGUCAAGAAAUGGAAACUUAAAAUUGGUAUAAAAUUAGUUUAAUUGGUAAGAAUUAUUUUUAAUAAUAAAUUUACAUUGACGUAAAA
Leptopilina heterotoma is the source of this 1093-nucleotide messenger RNA. Its product is annotated as exosome complex component MTR3-like. Lineage: Eukaryota; Metazoa; Arthropoda; Insecta; Hymenoptera; Figitidae. The coding region runs from base 167 to 1027 and encodes 286 amino acids. The transcript is spliced from 4 exons. Gene Ontology annotation, biological process: rRNA catabolic process; U4 snRNA 3'-end processing; nuclear mRNA surveillance. The record is from RefSeq and is a predicted model, not a curated record. Gene Ontology annotation, cellular component: cytoplasmic exosome (RNase complex); nuclear exosome (RNase complex); nucleolus.